Messenger RNA from Conger conger (European conger), 1656 nucleotides. RefSeq names its product nucleus accumbens-associated protein 2. The record is from RefSeq and is a predicted model, not a curated record. Lineage: Eukaryota; Metazoa; Chordata; Actinopteri; Anguilliformes; Congridae. Gene Ontology annotation, molecular function: protein binding; DNA-binding transcription factor activity, RNA polymerase II-specific; RNA polymerase II cis-regulatory region sequence-specific DNA binding. The coding region runs from base 1 to 1656 and encodes 551 amino acids. Gene Ontology annotation, biological process: regulation of transcription by RNA polymerase II. The transcript has 6 exons.
AUGUCCCAGCUCCUGCAGGUCGAGAUCCCGAACUUCGGGAGCACGGUGCUGGGCAGCCUGAACGAGCAGCGGCUCCUGGGGCAGUACUGCGACGUGUCCAUCGUGGUGAACGGCCAGAGCUUCCAGGCCCACCGCGCCGUGCUGGCCGCCAGCAGCCUGUACUUCCGCGACCUGUUCAGCGGCAGCGCCAAGGAGCAGUUCGAGCUGCCGUCCUCGGUGGCGCCCGCCUGCUUCGCGCAGAUCCUGGCCUUCUGCUACACGGGCCGGCUCACCAUGGCGGCCAGCGAGCAGCUGGUGGUGAUGUACACGGCCGGCUACCUGCAGGUGCAGCACAUCGUGGAGCGGGGCAUGGAGCUCAUGUUCAAGGCCAACUCCCCGCUCUGCGACUCGCAGAGCGCCGCGCAGGACGAGCCGGGCUCCGAGCCCCAGAGCCCCCCCCCGGCGACGCUCCUGGGGCCCCCCGGCUGGUCGCCGCUGGCGCUGGCAGGCGCCCGCAGGAUCAAGCAGGAGGCGGCCGAGGCCCCCGUCACGGCGCAGGGGCCGGGGGUCAGGCGCGGCGAGGGGGGCCCCGGGGCCCGGCUUCAGAGGAGCGGCUCGCUGUUCUACACGGGGGCCGGGGGCCUGCAGCCGUACCCCCACACCCCCGGGGACGGCUCCAGCCCGGGGGCCUCCAGCCUGCCCCCCACCGACAGCCCCACCUCCUACCAGAACGAGGACGAGGAGUUUGAGGAAGAGUCGUACGACAGCUUGGCUGAGGACGUGUACGGGCAGAUCUACAGCCGCUCUGCCAGCUCGUAUGCCAUCCAGGACAAGCUGGAGGUUUCGGGCGUGCCCCUGUCGCUGGAGAGCCGCUCCUGUGUCCUGCUUCGCCGGGACCUGGUGUCUCUGCCUGCCAGCCUCAUCAGCCAGAUCGGUUACCGCUGUCACCCCAAACUCUACACCGAGGGGGACCCCGGGGAGAAACUGGAGCUGGUAGGAGGCACUGGCGUGUUCAUGACCCGGGGCCAGCUCAUGAACUGCCACCUGUGCGCUGGAAUCAAGCACAAGGUGUUGCUGCGGCGACUGCUGGCCACCUUCUUUGACAGGAACACGCUAGCUAACAGCUGUGGGACUGGGAUACGCUCGUCCACCUGCGAUCCCAGCCGGAAACCGCUGGACAGCCGUGUGCUCAACGCUGUGAAACUGUACUGUCAGAACUUCGCCCCGAGCUUCAAGGAGAGCGAGAUGAACGUGAUCGCGGCGGACAUGUGCACCAACGCGCGGCGCGUGCGCAAGCGCUGGCUGCCCAAGAUCAAGUCCAUGCUGCCCGACGGGAUGGAGGUGUGCAAGGCCGGGGCCCCGGCGGGCGUGGCCCACGUCCUCGCCAGCCAGGCCGGCCUGGCCCUGCCCUUCGAGGCCGACUUCAAAGCCCUGCUCCCGUCCGGCCUGAACUUCGAGCAGCACCUGUACCGGGAUCGCAAAGAGACCCACAGGACUCACCUGCAGCUGGCCGGGGCCAGCCCGGGGCCGGGGCCGGGGCCCGCGGGGGACGGGGCGGAGCCCGAGGGGGGCGCCGCCCAGCCCUACACUGUUCUGCCCUUCAACCUUAUACAUACAGCCGACACGCUCAUAACCACGCCCCUGAACCCAAGAACUCAUAUGCACAUGUACGCAUGA